AUGGCGCUGCGCUGCGGCGUCUGCGGACACAGCCACGAGCAAAUGACGUUCACGGCGUUCGACUUCACGGUGCAGAGUUUCGACUGCCAGGGGCAGGACGCGGCGGUCGCGGGCACUGCGGCGGCGCUGGAGAGGGCCAACUUGGCCUUGUGGACGUUCAUCAAGAUCCUGCGCGGCCGGAUCUUCCCCAACAUGGCCAAGGCGCUGCCGGACGACCCCAUGACGCGGCAUCUGGUCGCCUUUGUUGGCGACGGACCGAUGGGCAUCGCACGCUGGCGACCCGCCUCCGAGGAGAGUGGCAGCCAAGUGGCCAUCAUCGAGCACUUUGGCGUCGUGGAAAGCAAGCGGCGGCAGGGCUACGCCAGGCGGUUCCUCCGCGCCGUCGUUGAGGACAUAGAGGCGAUCUAUGCGCAGCAACCGACACGCCCCCAGGCGCUAGUCGCGUACGUGCCGCAGACCGACUCGUUCGCGGCGAUGAAGCUGUUCCAGUCCGUAGGGUUCCAGCCGGCGGCGCAGGUCGAGGUGGUGGAGGACAGCUCUUUCUUGCGGAUGCGGAUGGCUUGGGGCUGCAGCCGCUCCUAG
Messenger RNA from Phytophthora sojae, 582 nucleotides. RefSeq lists its product as hypothetical. Bases 1 to 582 code for a protein of 193 amino acids. The transcript has 4 exons. The record is from RefSeq and is a predicted model, not a curated record. Gene Ontology annotation, molecular function: acyltransferase activity, transferring groups other than amino-acyl groups. NCBI's taxonomy places the organism in Eukaryota, Oomycota, Peronosporomycetes, Peronosporales, Peronosporaceae.